Nymphaea colorata (pocket water lily) is the source of this 1308-nucleotide messenger RNA. Its product is annotated as reticulon-like protein B4. The transcript has 6 exons. The coding region runs from base 408 to 1139 and encodes 243 amino acids. The record is from RefSeq and is a predicted model, not a curated record. NCBI's taxonomy places the organism in Eukaryota, Viridiplantae, Streptophyta, Magnoliopsida, Nymphaeales, Nymphaeaceae.
AAGGUGAGGAGUUUGAAAGGGUGGGAGGGAAUCCUCCGUUCACAGCCAAACUUAAACUCGAUCUGCCAUGUUUACCGAGGUCGUAGAUUUUAUGGCUUGGUUAGAACUACGGAAGCUGAGUCUACAUGGUGUAAUCUUGUCGUGCACAUCAACAAUUACUAAAGUUGGAUGGCGGGGCAUAUUUCCACCGGACUUUUGUCCUGGGCUCAUACGUGCGCUCGUCUUUUCUAGUUGCUAUUGUUCUUCUUUACACGCGUAGAGCAGUUGCAUGCUUAUCUUCUAGCGGAGGACCUGUGAACAGAGCAGAUUUUCUGGAAGAAUUAGUCGACCUCUUUCCUUCUCUCUCUCUCUGUGAUCGCUGUCUAAUAUCAAAACAGAAGAGCCCUCGCAAAGAUAAGGUUGGGAAAAUGGCGACCACAGCGGAGGAGUCGAGAUCUCAGUCGGUACUCGAGAAGUUGAAGGAUGAGGGGGAAGAGGUCGACUCUUCAUCGUCGGAUUCCGAUGGCGAGGGACCAUCCAGCGUUUCCGGUAGGAAGGAGAUGCCCGUACACGCCCUCUUGGGUGGAGGAAAACCUGCUGAUAUUCUCCUCUGGAGGAAUACGUACACCACUGCAAGUAUCCUUGCGGGAGUUACAGUCAUCUGGUUUCUGUUUGAACUGCUAGGCUAUCAGUUGCUUGUAUUGGUCUGCAACUCUCUUAUGCUGUCACUGGCUUCGUUGUUUGUCUGGUCCAAUAUGUCUUCCUUCAUCCGCAAAUCUCCACCAAGAUAUCCUGUAAUUCAUUUUGAGGAGGAUUUAUUUGUGAGAGGAGGUGUGUAUCUGACACUCCUAAUGAACCAGAGCAUCACUUACUUCCAAGAGGUGGCAUUGGGAAGAAACUUAAAGAAAUUUGUCAUGGUGGCCGUUGGAUUAUGGUUUCUUGCCGUAAUUGGUAGUUGGUGCAGUUUCUUAACUCUAUUCUACAUAGCUUUUAUCAUGUUGCAUACCGUUCUAGUUUUGUAUGAAAGGUACGCGGAUCACGUUGACUGCUUUGCGGACACGGCGCUUCUGGAAAUCAAGAAACAAUUCAAUGCUUUGGGUGAAAAGUUUCCAAAGAAAAUAUUACCUCGAGUCCCACUUAAAAACAAAAAACAGCAUUGAUACGCUUUCUUUUCUUUGUCCUUUGGGUGUGAUGCUAGGCUGCGGAGGUUUGUUGUAAUUUAUCCACUUUUUUGUUUCAGUGUGUCCUGAUUGGGCUUUGGGGGCUUGGGAUUUCAAUGUGUUGAGGCCAUUUUUUUUUUUUUAAAAAAUUCCCAAGUUCAUUUGUUUA